AUGUCUUCCCCCGUCGACGCCGCCGCGCACAUCCUCAACCUUCUUUCCAGACUUCACUGCAUCUCCCUCGAGCAAGAAGCCGCCAUCUCCCGCACUGACAAAGGCAAAGUCUUCUCCUCUGACGUCCUCGGUGAUCUUGAGGAUAAAGCCCAAGAGCAGAAUCCCAGAGAUGCAUUCGAUCAGCUCAUGCUAGACAAAUUCAUCGCUCUGGACGAGGACAAGUGCCAGUUUGUUUACCAACUCAUCAACGCUAUGGGAGCUACGAAUGUUGUCGAGGCAGGGACGAGCUUCGGCGUUAGUACCAUUUACCUGGCGCUUGCUGUUGCAAAGACCAAGGCUGCUACAGGGAAGGAAGGCGUUGUUAUUGCUACUGAGAAGGAAAAGGAGAAAGCUGAGAUUGCAAGGAAGUACUGGGCGGAAUGUGGUGCUGUAGUGACUGAUCAGAUUGACUUGAGAGAGGGAAACCUGCUCGAGACGCUUGCACAAGGAUUGCCGCAGGUUGACCUUUUACUUUUGGAUAUCUGGUCUGCACUCUCUCUUCCAACUCUCAAGAUAGUCCAGCCUUACCUUCGCUAUGGUGCUGUUGUUCUCACCGACAAUACGAUUUCCGGUGCCAAGGGGUAUGCCGACUUGCUGGCGUACAUGCGAAACCCGGAGAAUGGGUUCCGGAACAUGACUUUACCUUUUAGUAAUGGCUUCGAGAUGAGUGUAUAUAUGCCAGAUGCCAAAUAA
Aspergillus luchuensis is the source of this 732-nucleotide messenger RNA. Its product is annotated as O-methyltransferase. The coding region runs from base 1 to 732 and encodes 243 amino acids. Gene Ontology annotation, molecular function: O-methyltransferase activity. The record is from RefSeq and is a predicted model, not a curated record. Lineage: Eukaryota; Fungi; Ascomycota; Eurotiomycetes; Eurotiales; Aspergillaceae. The transcript has 2 exons.